Tripterygium wilfordii is the source of this 3384-nucleotide messenger RNA. RefSeq names its product protein FAM135B-like. The coding region runs from base 470 to 2887 and encodes 805 amino acids. Lineage: Eukaryota; Viridiplantae; Streptophyta; Magnoliopsida; Celastrales; Celastraceae. The transcript has 16 exons. The record is from RefSeq and is a predicted model, not a curated record.
AAACAUGCCGUGUUUUCGAUAUUUCCAACAUUGUUGAGUAAAUUAAGGACGCCUUUGUCAAUAACAAUCGAUAACCAAAGAACAAUAAUUGGAAAUGCAAACCAACUAACAAAUUAAUUGCGGAUUGUACGAGUUUCAGAUCUUUCUCUUCCUUCCCCCUUUGAGUUCCAAAAGCUGCAAACCCUAGUUGGCUCUUCUAUUUUUGUACCGGAUUCUGCAGAUCUGCACCCACAACUCAACGAUUGCUACGUAAAUCCUUGACACUCCCACAAAAAGAAACUUGGCGAUUGGCUUCUUGAGAGAGGACAAACUGAGGACAGGGAUAAGCAUAGAGUGAAGUGUUCAGUUAUUGAUUUUCUAUUAAUGAGACGAGGUUUGGAAGAUUUCCGGACAAAGAGGUUCUAUAAGCUGAUGCAUAUAUUUCUGAAUUUAAAAAAGGGAUGAAAGUAUUUGGGAUUUUGAGCUACAUAUGUUCCGUUCUCUUGGAUGGUUCAUUGGCCUGAACUCUAAAAGUGGGACACCAAAGAGAUUGUGUGAUGAAAAGCUGGGCCCUGCUAGGGUCAAGCCAAUGGCCAUGUUGGACACCGUGCGGGAGAUUGCCAUUUACAUCCAUAGGUUUCACAACCUCGACCUUUUUCAACAAGGAUGGUACCAACUUAAGAUUACUGUGAGAUGGGAGGACAGUGAGUAUGCUUCUUUGGGGACACCAGCAAGAGUUGUUCAAUAUGAAGCGCCCGAUUUGGGUUCUGAUGACAUACAUGGAGUGUGGAAGAUUGAUGAUACUGAAAAUAGUUUUUCAACACAACCUUUUCGGAUAAAAUAUGCGAGGCAGGAUAUCCGUUUAUCUAUGAUGAUCUCAUUCAAUUUGUCUCUUGUACAUGAGGGUCCAUCCGCAUCUGCAGUUAUUUUGAAGUUUGAGCUAAUGUAUGCUCCUUUAAUGGAAAAUAGGUCUGACUUGCAGGCUUCUCUGGAUGCUUGCUCUGCUGCAAUCCAUGAAUUUCGAAUUCCUCCCAAAGCUCUACUGGGAUUGCAUUCGUAUUGCCCUGUAUAUUUUGAUGCUUUCCACUCUGUGCUUGUUGAUGCAAGUGUGCAUGUCAGUCAAUUGAAAGCUGGUCCCCACACCCCUUCACUGAAGGUAUCCAGUGAUUCUCGUGGUGCUAAUGAUGUUUCUGGCGGAAGGAUUGAUGGUUUGCGUCAGACUACGAGUCAAGUGGCUGCUGUGGAUAUGAAACAUGUCGUACUUGUGAAGUCGUUUUUAGUUGCCCGUGACACAUUGCUUGAAGAGCUACAGAAACUGAGCAAAGCGGUUGACCAAACUAUUGAUUUGACUGAUUUUACAUCCAAAAUGGAUGAUGUAAAGUUGUUUAGUUCUAUCUUGCAAGUGGAUCCGGGUAUUGCAGAUGGUGGAGUUUCAGGACAAGGCAAGCCACAAAAUGGUCUUGAGAAGGCAAAGGGUGUUCUAGAUUUUCGAAGUGAUAAAUUGCUCCGGACCUUAUUACUGGAUGACCUAUUAAACAUUUUUAACACCUUGGGAGAUCAAGUGUCAUAUUUAUGGAGCAUUUUUCUGCAGUUCCACAGGGCAAACAAAACUAAGAUACUACAGUUUUUGCGUGAUACUUGGGUUGAGGACCGAAGAGCUGAAUGGUCGAUAUGGAUGGUCUACUCUAAGGUUGAGAUGCCUCAUCAUUAUAUAAGUAGUGGAGCAGAAGAGUCUUUGCACCAUGGUGUUAAAAAAGUUUCUACUUUGUGGAAGUUACCUGAUAACCCUGCACAAGCUGCCGCUACUCGUGCUGAGCUUCAUCGAAGCAGUAUUGCACAAAUGAGGAUGAACAAUCGGUCAAUUCAGGACUUGCAGAUAUUUGGAUAUCCUCUGAGAAUACCAAUUGUAAUUGUGGAGCGUGUCAUGAAUGCACCACGUCGUACUUUUAGUGAAAAUUCAUACUUGAGAAAUUUGGACCUCAUAGAUUCACCUCUCUUAUAUUCUGGACCUAGCUCUGACACUGGAAACAUACCAUCCAGCUCUAGCCCACAACCAAAAGGCCGUGAGUUAAAGAUUGUCAUCUUUGUGCAUGGGUUCCAGGGACAUCAUUUGGAUUUACGGCUAGUUCGCAAUCAGUGGCUUUUGAUAGAUUCCAAGAUAGAUUUUCUAAUGUCUGAGGCAAAUGAAGAUAAAACAUCUGGAGACUUGCGAGAAAUGGGACUGAGACUAGCUGAGGAAGUUGUUGCUUUCAUUAGAAAGAAACUGGAUAAAGUUGCAAGAUCUGGUGUUGUAAGAGAUAUCAAGCUUAGCUUUGUUGGGCAUUCUAUUGGAAACAUUAUCAUAAGAACAGCAUUAGCAGAGAGCACUAUGAAACCAUAUCUAAGAUAUUUGUAUACAUAUAUAUCUAUAUCUGGUCCACAUUUGGGUUAUCUUUUCAGCAAAAACUCUUUAUUUAAUUCUGGGUUGUGGCUUUUGAAGAAGCUUAAGAAUACUCAGUGCAUUCACCAACUGACCUUCACAGAUGAUCCAGAUCUCUAUAAUACUUUCUUCUACAAACUAUGCAAGCAAAAAACACUGGAGAACUUCAAGAAUAUUAUCCUCCUAUCUUCACCCCAGGAUGGCUAUGUUCCAUACCAUUCUGCCAGAAUAGAACUAUGCCCAGCUGCUUCUGUGGACUUCUCUAAAAAGGGUAGAGUAUUUUUGGAGAUGUUGAACGAUUGCUUGGAUCAGAUACGUGCUCCUUCCUCUGAUCGUCGAGUGUUCAUGCGUUGUGAUGUCAACUUUGAUACUUCCUCCUAUGGCAAGAACUUGAACACAUUUAUAGGAAGGGCUGCUCAUAUUGAGUUUUUGGAGUCUGAUAUUUUUGCAAAGUUCAUAAUGUGGUCUUUCCCAGAUCUGUUUCGAUGAUAAUAGUGGGAUAUGCAAUCUUGCAUUCCAGAUUCUCUAGCCUGCCUCUAGAGGGCAUUCUCACCCCGUUUUCUGCAAAGCAUGCUGGACUAAGAAUGGUGUGCUUUUUUGGGGAUGGAUUCCGCUUCCAUCAGGACCAGUUGCAGCCAUGUCUAUAUAUUUUUGACUGGCGGAAUCAUUGAGUCGGCCAUUGUAAAUUACAGGGGUGAAGCUGAUCGCGCAACAAGAAGAUUUUCCCACCCAGACGAUUUGGACCGUUUGGUGACCAGAUGGUUGAUAUGAGUUUUAGUUCAAGCCAACAAAACUUGAAGGUAGAUAGGCCUUAGACUUGCACUUUUAGUCCUUGUGAAAAUACAGGUGUAAUUACUUCUCUACAUUACUUAUCUAAACCUCAAUUUUGGAUAGACAGAUCAUGUAAGCAUGCCUAAGAAUUGGGUCUAUGUACCUUUCACCGUCCAGUUUGUGCAGUAAAUAAAUUCUAGGUGCAAUCUUCAUUC